ACGUCUACUGCACGGUCGCUGACACGUGGCCAGCGGGCGUGCAGUACCACUGGAAGCAAAGAAGUACCACUGGAGCUACCACUGGAGGCUGAAAUCUCAUGUCCGCACGCAACUCCGGUCGAUAGAAGCAAAGAACUACCACUGGAGGCCCGCCGCCGCUUUUCUUCCUCCCACAGCUUAGCUAGGCCGUAGAGAUCCCAUCCCGUCUGCUUUCUUUCUUUCUUUGGGCAUGGGGAUUACGGGGAUGGGGGAGCAGGAGGAGGAGGAGGAGGGUGUGGACUUCUUGGAGUGGCUGGGGCUGGACACCUCCGCCAUCGUCUUCACGCUGCUCCAACAUCCCGCCGACCUUGCCCGCGCCUCUGCCGUCUCGCGCUCAUGGCGCACCUUCGUCAUCGCAAAUCAGUUCAGCAAGAUACAGUGCCUGCGAGUCUGUCCUGAGGUCUCCAACUUCACCAGCAUUCAAGCAAGCAAUUCAGGUAGUGAUGAUAUAAAGGAAGAUAUCGGAUCAAGUGCUGCUGCUGAGAGGGAGAACCAGAAGGGAGAUCACAGGGUCUAUAUGCAUCUUAGUCAUGACCUUCUCUCACCUUACAAUAGCAAGGAUUGCACCAUUCGCUGCAUAGGUGCAUCGAGCACAGACAAUUUUCCAGGAGAGAGCAUACAAAAUACCCUUGAACUGAUUGAUCAUGUGGAAAUGAGGCCGUCUUAUUGGUCCAGUGCAGGCCAAAGUGAUCCUAGUGUCCCAGAAUGCCUGAUAUACAUGCUUCACUCAGAUCUUUGCCUCAUUGAUGAAAUCAAGAUACAGCCAUUCAAAGCAUUUUUCCAGUACGGCAACCCAAUCUAUUCAGCACAGUACGUUAGGUUCUGGAUGGGUUAUCCAAAGUCGCCUCUACGUCCUGAACAACUUGUAUCCGAUGAGAACGAAGGGCAGCUGACUGCUGAUGACAACUAUAUCUGGACUUACACAUCUCCAGAAUUCCCAAUGUUGCAGGAAAACGUUUUGCAAUCUUUUAAGCUACCACACGCGGUUCUAUGCAUUGGUGGGGUGGUGAAGGUUGAACUUCUCGGGAGGAUUCAAGAACAGGCGUUGGAUGGUCUGUACUACAUAUGUGUGUCCAAUGUCCAAAUAUUAGGGAAUCCACUAUCGCGAGAGCUAGCGGUGUCUCCUUGCCAGAAUGGUGUAGUCCUGAAGUACCAUCCGGAACCUCGUAGAAGUAGUGUGUGUCGUAGUGACUUGUCGGCAGAUGAUGGUGGCAGCCCCGCGAAAUGGCAUGACUUUGCAACAAGAAUCUGGCAGUCUUUCAGGACGAGGAAUUGAGUGAAACCAGGCACUGCUGAGCAGGCUGCUGUUUGGCCCUCCGAUGUAGUUUGUGAAUGUCACGUCUGGUUUUUAAGAGAAUAAAUUAGAUGUAUUUCACAUGUUUGUUAGCAUCAAAUUUUUUAUA
Phragmites australis (common reed) is the source of this 1442-nucleotide messenger RNA. RefSeq names its product F-box protein At4g00755-like. Lineage: Eukaryota; Viridiplantae; Streptophyta; Magnoliopsida; Poales; Poaceae. The transcript has 5 exons. Gene Ontology annotation, molecular function: protein binding. The record is from RefSeq and is a predicted model, not a curated record. Bases 230 to 1315 code for a protein of 361 amino acids.